Thamnophis sirtalis is the source of this 253-nucleotide messenger RNA. The record is from RefSeq and is a predicted model, not a curated record. NCBI's taxonomy places the organism in Eukaryota, Metazoa, Chordata, Lepidosauria, Squamata, Natricidae.
CAAGCCCUGGUGAUUAGAGAAGGGGAGAAGAUGCAGCUGAACGCUGAGGAUGUGGUGGUUGGCGAUCUCGUAGAGGUGAAAGGAGGCGACAGAGUCCCAGCUGACCUAAGGAUCAUCUCGGCUCACGGUUGCAAGGUCGAUAACUCUUCCCUGACGGGUGAAUCCGAACCCCAGACCCGUUCUCCAGAUUGUACCCAUGACAAUCCUCUUGAGACCAGGAAUAUCACUUUUUUCUCUACCAACUGCGUCGAAG